This is a messenger RNA of Portunus trituberculatus (swimming crab), 1251 nucleotides long. It is a transcript of the gene 128up, whose product is annotated as GTP-binding protein 128up-like. Gene Ontology annotation, molecular function: GTPase activity; GTP binding. Gene Ontology annotation, biological process: cytoplasmic translation. Lineage: Eukaryota; Metazoa; Arthropoda; Malacostraca; Decapoda; Portunidae. The transcript is spliced from 8 exons. The record is from RefSeq and is a predicted model, not a curated record. Gene Ontology annotation, cellular component: cytoplasm. Bases 96 to 1043 code for a protein of 315 amino acids.
UAUCAGCAACACCGUGGAUAAGACGGCGUGCGGGGCUGUAGCCUAUGAGGCUCCGCACAUUACUUUCUUUUACAGGCACCAGAUAACCUGCAACCAUGAGUAUAUUACAGAAGAUUGCAGACAUCGAGGCCGAGAUGGCCCGGACCCAGAAAAACAAAGCCACCAUGGGCCAUUUGGGUCUUCUCAAGGCCAAGUUGGCCAAACUGAAGCGAGAACUGAUCACUCCCAAAGGUGGAGGAGCGACAGCAGGUGAAGGCUUCGAUGUAGCUAAGACUGGAGAUGCCCGCAUUGGUUUUGUGGGCUUCCCUUCAGUUGGCAAGUCCACCCUCCUUAGUAACUUGGCCGGGGUGUACUCAGAGGUUGCAGCAUAUGAGUUCACCACGCUCACCACUGUACCAGGCUGCAUCAAGUACAAGGGAGCCAAGAUUCAGUUACUUGACUUGCCUGGAAUCAUUGAAGGAGCUAAGGAUGGUAAGGGUCGAGGGAAGCAGGUCAUUGCUGUGGCACGCACCUGCUCUCUCAUCUUUAUUGUUCUGGAUGUGCUCAAGCCCAUUGCCCACAAGAAGCUCAUUGAAAAGGAACUUGAAGGAUUUGGCAUCAGAUUGAAUAAGGAACCACCACAGAUUACAUUCCGAAAGAAAGAGAAGGGUGGUGUAAAUUUGCAGUGUGCGGUGCAACAGAAUGAGUUGGAUCUGGAGUUGGUAAAGACCAUCCUUGCUGAGUACCGCAUCCACAAUGCUGACAUUGUGCUCAAGUAUGAUGCCACCGCUGACGACCUCAUUGAUGUGAUUGGAUAUCUUCUCCCUUCAUUUGCCAGCUACACCAAACCAAAAGGACAACUUCCAGACUACAGUGCCCCUGUUGUCUUGCAUGCUGAGAGAAGAACUAUUGAAGACUUUUGCAACAAGAUUCAUCGAUCCAUUAUUCGAGAAUUCAAAUACGCCCUGGUUUGGGGAAGCUCCGUCAAGCACCAGCCACAGAAAGUGGGGAAAGAGCAUGUUCUCAAUGAUGAAGAUGUGGUCCAGAUUUGCAAAAAAGUCUAGGAUUAAUUUAAUGGUUAAGCUCUACAUAAUUUGGGUAAGCUUCAGGGUGAAUUGUUUAUAUUUUGCUCCAUUGUUGCUUUGUGAUAGCCUCCACAUUUUGGAUGCACCCAUCUUCUCUAACAUCAUACACUCACAUGUUUAAUGUGACCUUUCCUAGGCUUUAUAACAGUUUAUGAAAGUUGAAAACUUGACAUAAAAUUAUUUUAAA